GCUGAGUCGAAGUAGUAGGGCGGGGAAAUCGGCGCAGCGGCUCGACGCAUGCCCAAUGCGUGUGUGGCGACGGCGGCGACCACUGUGGUGAUGGCGGUUCGCUGUGUAAGGCUGGCGCGGCGAAGUCUGCCGGCUUUGUCAUUGUGUCUCAGGCCCUCUCCACGCCUGCUGUGCACAGCUGCGAAACAGAAGAACAAUGGCCAGAGCCUGGAGGAGGACUCGAGGCCCAGUGAGCAGAAGGCCGAACCUCCCGCUGCAGACAAGGUUCUCCUAGAGGAGAAGGGCCGGCUGGAAGAGCAGCUCAGAGAGACCAUGGAAAAAUAUAAACGGGCGCUGGCAGAUACCGAGAACUUGCGGCAGAGAAGCCAGAAGCUGAUAGAGGAGGCGAAACUGUACGGCAUCCAGGGCUUCUGCAAGGACUUGCUGGAGGUGGCGGACAUUCUGGAGAAGGCCACCCAGAGCGUCCCAAAGGAGGAGAUUAAAGACGAGAACCCUCACCUCAAGAACCUGUACGAGGGGUUGGUGAUGACGGAGGUGCAGAUCCAGAAGGUGUUCACAAAGCAUGGCCUGCUCAGGCUGGACCCCAUCGGAGCCAAGUUCGACCCCUAUGAGCAUGAAGCCUUGUUCCACGCACCCGUGGAGGGGAAGGAGCCGGGCACUGUGGCGCUCGUCAGCAAGGUGGGCUACAAGCUGCAUGGGCGCACCCUGCGGCCUGCACUGGUGGGGGUGGUGAAGGAAGCCUAACAGCACCUCAGCACCCCUCAAUGCGACUCUUAGAAGGUGGGUCACCUUUCCUCCCGAGCGGGCACCUGGGCCUGUGACCUGCGACCUGCCUGGUUGGAAGGGGGAGGAAGAGUGGCCGAGCAAGGGCCAGGCCAGGGCCCACCUGGCGGAGGAACUGAUGGGAUCUGCUCGUUGCUGCUCUGUGCCCUGGUCACUCUUUCCACGUAGCAAACAUGGGCUGUGGGCCUUCGUGUCCCAAAGAGCGCUGUAUCUGCUCAAAUUCUGGUGAUUGCAAAGUAUUUUGAACAAAUAAAAGGUCUCUGGGAA
Molecule: messenger RNA, 1050 nt
Organism: Cavia porcellus (domestic guinea pig)
Lineage: Eukaryota; Metazoa; Chordata; Mammalia; Rodentia; Caviidae
Gene: Grpel1
Product: GrpE like 1, mitochondrial
Exons: 4
Coding region: 49-744 (231 amino acids)
Biological process (GO): protein import into mitochondrial matrix; protein folding
Cellular component (GO): PAM complex, Tim23 associated import motor
Molecular function (GO): protein homodimerization activity; protein-folding chaperone binding; adenyl-nucleotide exchange factor activity
Source: RefSeq, a predicted model, not a curated record